This is a messenger RNA of Phytophthora infestans T30-4, 1005 nucleotides long. RefSeq names its product alcohol dehydrogenase, putative. The transcript has a single exon. The record is from RefSeq and is a predicted model, not a curated record. Gene Ontology annotation, molecular function: oxidoreductase activity. NCBI's taxonomy places the organism in Eukaryota, Oomycota, Peronosporomycetes, Peronosporales, Peronosporaceae. The coding region runs from base 1 to 1005 and encodes 334 amino acids. Gene Ontology annotation, cellular component: mitochondrion.
AUGCCGUCCUUUAAGUCUGUCCAAGUGCACACCAAGUCCAAGGACUUCCGUGCUGCCACCAAGAUCGUCGACGUCCCUGAAAUCCCCACCCCUUCAGCCAGCAACGUCGUUGUUAAGAACCAGUUUUUGGGUAUCAACGCCACGGAUAUCAACUUAACUGCCGGCGCCUACACGGGUGCACUGCCGCCUCCGUUCGGCUGCGGUCUCGAGGCUGCAGGCAUCGUGCACGCUAUUGGCGAUGGAGUCACCAACGUCAAAGUAGGUGACGCCGUGGCGUAUCAGAAGUUCGGAGCUUUCGCCGAGUACGUGGAAGUGCCCUCGGCUAACCUCAUCAAGACACCGAAACUGUCCCCCGCUGUAGUGACCAUGACGGUGGGCGGCAUCUCGGCGUCUAUCGCCUUGGAGCAGAUCGGAGAGAUGAAAACGAAUGAGACGGUGUUUGUAUCGGCUGCUGCUGGAGGCACCGGGCAGUACGUCGUGCAGUUGGCCAAACUCGCGGGUAACCACGUGAUCGGCACGUGCAGCUCGGACGAGAAGGCGGGUCACCUGAAGAAAUUGGGCUGUGACCGUGUCAUUAACUACACGAAGGAAGACGUGGGUGCAGUGCUUAAGAAGGAGUAUCCGAAGGGCAUCGACCUCGUGUUUGAGACCGUCGGUGGCGAUAUGUUCAAGGCUGUGACCGACAACUUGGCGGUGCACGCAAGAGUGAUUGUGUUUGGCUACAUCUCGGGCUACCACGGCGACAAGUCGGCCGAGCCGAUGCUGGUGAAUCAGCUGAACCCGAAGCUGCUCAUGAAGUCGGCGAGUGUGCGUGGCUUCCUUCUGCACAACCACGACAAGUUCAUCCCGUCGCACAUCGAGCGGCUGCUCAAGCUGAUGGCAGAGGGCAAGCUGAGCCCAGGAGUGGACUCGACCGAGUUCCGCGGUCUGGAGAGCAUCCCAGAGGCGAUUGACUACAUGUAUGCGCGCAAGAACAUCGGCAAGCUGGUCGUCAAGCUCGAGUAG